This is a messenger RNA of Drosophila persimilis, 886 nucleotides long. RefSeq names its product acylphosphatase-2. Bases 439 to 771 code for a protein of 110 amino acids. The transcript has a single exon. Gene Ontology annotation, molecular function: acylphosphatase activity. NCBI's taxonomy places the organism in Eukaryota, Metazoa, Arthropoda, Insecta, Diptera, Drosophilidae. The record is from RefSeq and is a predicted model, not a curated record.
UUGUGGCAUUGCCAGUUGAUUGGAUUGCCAUGAGAUGAACUGUGCAGAGUGUGUGUGUGUGCGUGUGUGUGGCAUGUGAUUUAUGGGUCCCCCGUGUUGAUACGGGAUAUGCGAUAGAUACGAGUAUACAAUAGAUACAAUGUCAUUAGCGAGACUCCUCCACCGCCAUUUCAGCAGAGGGUAUGCCAAGACAGGACUGCCUUCACUCGGCAAUGGUGUUUACGGAUAGUCCAAGAAAAGUAUCGAUUUAAAUGGAUUAAUUUCGAUUAAUAGUUAACCUUUUCAAAAAACUGUUCAAAAAAUAAUCCAUUCUGUACAGGGUGCCUCGCUCCAGUACUCAUCGUCCCCGACAAACUCCAAAACUAAUCGAAAAUUGUUCAGUUCAAACAACAACAAAACUACGAGUACUCCCAAAAUCCUUUAUUGUUAUUUUCGAUAAUGCUGAGAUCAUCGGACCAGAUCUUCGCCUGCGGCUUUGAGAUCUUCGGCAAAGUGCAGGGCGUCCGCUUGCGCAAACAAACGCGCGAUCUGGCCACAAUGAACCAUGUGCGCGGCUGGGUGAUGAACACCGACGAGGGCACGGUCAAGGGCCAGCUGGAGGGCACCCUGCCCAAGGUCAACGAGCUUAAGUUCUGGCUCCUCAACUUUGGCAGUCCGCGGUCCAUCAUCGAGCGGGCCGAGUUUACGCCCACCAAGGAGAUACCGGCCCACACUUUUAACGGCUUUACCAUACGCUACCACCCCAAUCAGAUCGGGCAGCUUGAUCUGUAGAAAAGGAUGAAAGGAAACGGGACCAACUAUCUCAUAUAUACAUAUUGUUCGUGUUUUUUGUGUCUUUUGGGCUUUGUGUGGUGGUGUGGAAAAUACAUGUACUUUGUUAGCUAUA